CACUGGUUCUGCCGGUCUUCGUCGGUCUGCUUUCCGAGCUGUGCUCCAACGAGAAAUUCAGCGCUAAAAAAAUUCACAAGGCACCGUUUGUGUUCAUUUCUUUUUCCUUAAGCAGUCGUUGGAACGGUCACCAAAUGCUGCGGCGGUCCUACCUGCUCUUGGCGCCUCAUCUCACUGGGGAUCUGCCUAAGAUGCCACAGUUUACGGUGCUGCGACAUUUGAUGAGACGUGGGAAGAAGGGCGACAAAAUUGACAACCCCGAUCUGAUCCCACCGGACACGAUCAGCAACAUCUUCACGAUCCUGGUUCCCCGAAAGGGCAUCGGGGUAGACUUCGCGUCGUUCCUGCAUCGCAUGCCGCUCUACUUCACCAAGGAAGCCCGCCGCGAAAGGCAGGAGAAGAAAACCUUGCAUCAGCGACUUUCGAACCAAAAGUUCUACGCCGAACGACACGGCAUCCUGGGCCCCGACCUGGCGGCGGCGUCGUUCCUGGUGUUCCGCGGUGCCGCCGUCAAGUUCCACGGCAAGGACGACUGGUACCGGAAGGCUGAAGACGGCUCGAUUGGCCUGCCCCAGUCUUACGAGGAAGGCUGGAGGGUGGAGGCCAUCGAUGCCUCCGAGGUGGAGCUGCUCUACGAGGGUCUCGACAACCUAACUAACCUUGAGGGUCUCAAGGCUCUGCGCCUGGGCGGAUGCGCCUUCGUGGACGACUGGUUCCUGGACCGGCUGAGUCAGUUCAAGGACAGCCUGGAACAGCUAGACCUCUCAGGGUGCCCACAGAUCACGCAUCGAGGGCUGUCUGCUCUCUACAGGCUCAGGAAUCUGAAGACGCUGACACUGCGUUACCUGUCUCACGUGGAACACCUCCAGUUGGUGGCUCUGAUGCUCGAAGACGCAAUCCCGGGCUUGGAAGUGAAGGGCGUCGACUUCUCCGUGCCGCCGCCGUCAACGGACAAUCGAGAAGAAGCGCAAGCGGAUGGUCUCGACGUCGGCACGCGUUCCUAGCUCUGGCACGCCCGCUAACUCAAAGUAGGAUUGUGUACUUGUAAAUAAAAAUUAAUUUUCGGGUCACGGC
Molecule: messenger RNA, 1074 nt
Organism: Ixodes scapularis (black-legged tick)
Lineage: Eukaryota; Metazoa; Arthropoda; Arachnida; Ixodida; Ixodidae
Product: distal membrane-arm assembly complex protein 2
Exons: 5
Coding region: 135-1004 (289 amino acids)
Source: RefSeq, a predicted model, not a curated record